Parastagonospora nodorum SN15 is the source of this 1779-nucleotide messenger RNA. RefSeq lists its product as hypothetical. The record is from RefSeq and is a predicted model, not a curated record. The transcript is spliced from 3 exons. Lineage: Eukaryota; Fungi; Ascomycota; Dothideomycetes; Pleosporales; Phaeosphaeriaceae. Gene Ontology annotation, molecular function: peptidyl-prolyl cis-trans isomerase activity. Bases 1 to 1779 code for a protein of 592 amino acids.
AUGGCGAACGUGUAUCAAAAUUCGUACCUUACGCUGGCAGCUACUUCGGCAAAGGAUGCAGAUGGCGGGAUGUAUACACAGCAUGACGGGCCGAGGGUUCAUCGUCCUAGUGCGCCAGUUGCUGUCGUUCAGUAUGAAGACGGGGUUCAGCGUGAGAUCUUCGCAAGGAGGAAGUUUGACCAUGACUUAGGGUCUCUUCCAUUGCUGAAACGUGGGUGGGUAUACCAGGAGCGGCUUUUGUCUCCUCGAGUGCUACAUUUUGCCGGCGAAGAACUCAUUUGGGAAUGUAACCAAGAAGUGGCUUGUGAGUGCGGUAGCGAUGAUUUGGAAAACGGCAUUGUGGACCGGGUACGCAUUCACGACGACGAAUACGUUGUUGUUGGACCGAACAGUGGACAUCCUACUCCACUGGAUCUGUGGUACAAGAUUGUCAGCGAUUUCACAUCUCUUUCUUUGACAAAGAUUAGCGAUGUAUUUCCAGCGCUUUCUGGCAUUGCCAAAGUGUUUGCUGAGAAGAUUGGCGAUGAAUAUGUUGCAGGGAUGUGGAAGGGAAGGAUUGUGUCAAACUUGCUUUGGUACUUCCAGGAGGUUCCUGAAGAUGACGAGAAUAUACAAGAAGAACAGACCGAGGAAGAGGAUGACAAGGCAGAAAAGACGGAAAUUCAAGUGCAACCUUGGAGAGCACCCUCAUGGUCUUGGGCUUCAGCCUCUUUCACUUCAAAAACGAGGUUCCUGCCUGUCACCAAGGAACUGGCAAACGUCAGAGAUAUCGUGUGCAAACCAUCUGGAGCGGAUCCUACCGGCGAGCUAGAAACUGCUCGUUUGACUCUCACAACAAAAGCUCUACCCGCCCAUCUAGACUCAGCUGGCAUGAUAUGCCUAGCUGAUGCUCUAGAACUCCAAGAAUUACCACGUUCAUAUUCGCAUCAUCAAUUCACUCUGGAAACUGGGUACUUAAAUCUCGACACCGCCGUUGCCAUCGACAUCUUGUUCGCGCAACUCACCACAUGUACCGGAGAACAGAAAGUGCAUCUACACAACGUCUACGCAGACAUCCACAUCACGCAGGAGGUACGAUCAUAUCUGCUCUUAGCAAGGCGUGCAGACGGCUGGGUACGCGUCGGAAUUGCAGCGAUCGCCGAGUAUGAACCAGACAAGACGGUCUUUGCUCGAGCCAAGCGUGAAUAUAGACAGGACAUGUUAAAACACAAGACUCGAGAGGAGGUAGUAGCGAUUGUAGAACAGCAAGCAGAGCGCAACCGUUCGGUAUUUCGGAUGUUCGAUGAAUCUGAGACGCAGGAUUUGGUCCAGAAGGCGCUGAACAGCGCCACACCGCCCCCACUAAGCUACCCCUCAGCGACAUACGUCACCACCGUCGUCCUCUCACCAUCCCAUUUCGUACCAAACAGCAAGGGCGCCCAUUUCCCAACCAUGGCGCCGAAGAAAUCCAAAGACACGACAGCCGGCGCGUCGUCUAGCAAACUCAAGCCCGCGACAUCCAUCAACGUCCGCCAUAUUUUGUGCGAGAAGCAUAGUAAAAAGGAGGACGCGCUUAGGAGGCUCAGGGAUGGAGAGAAGUUUGAUGUGGUUGCGAGUGAGCUGAGUGAGGAUAAGCGGAAACAAGCUGGUAGUCUGGGCUGGAAACCACGCAACACUCUCCACGCAGAUUUUGAGAAAGUCGCAUAUGAACUCGAACCUAGCACCACAAGCAAUCCAAAGAUUGGCGAGGUCAAGACAGAGCAUGGAUAUCACAUCAUCAUGGUCGAGGGCCGGAAAUAA